Messenger RNA from Oncorhynchus mykiss (rainbow trout), 1650 nucleotides. RefSeq names its product cyclin-dependent kinase 4. Gene Ontology annotation, cellular component: cytoplasm; cyclin-dependent protein kinase holoenzyme complex; nucleus. Lineage: Eukaryota; Metazoa; Chordata; Actinopteri; Salmoniformes; Salmonidae. Gene Ontology annotation, molecular function: ATP binding; cyclin binding; cyclin-dependent protein serine/threonine kinase activity. The record is from RefSeq and is a predicted model, not a curated record. Gene Ontology annotation, biological process: signal transduction; G1/S transition of mitotic cell cycle; regulation of G2/M transition of mitotic cell cycle.
GGGGGGGUAAAUAGAUGUUUGGCUCCGCCUUGUAAGGCGACAGGAAGCGCCUCCACUACCAAGUGAUUUGCCUGUUUUAAGAAAAGUGAAGUAAGGCCGAAGUUAAAUCGAAGGAUUUGAUCGAAGACAUCCGCAAGUUUAGUGUGAAAUCUAUGUGCGACCUAUCUCGAAUGUAGUUUGAUACUAAAGAACCAAGUGAAAAACAUGUUUUCGUUCAUGCACUAAAUGUAGCAGUAUAGCCAGUUAACGUUAACGAAAACAUCAAGAAACGUGCCAGGCCAUGGCCCAGGGCAGUGAGGUCCAGUACGAGCCGGUGGCAGAGAUCGGAGGCGGUGCAUACGGGACGGUGUACAAAGCUCGGGACCUGGAGAGCGGCCAGUUUGUAGCUCUGAAGAGCGUUCGCGUCCAGACGGACCAAGAUGGCCUCCCUAUCUCCACAGUCAGAGAGGUGGCCCUGCUGAAGAGACUGGAGCAGUUUGACCAUCCCAACGUGGUCAAGCUCAUGGACGUGUGUGCUACCCUGAGGACGGAUCAGGAGACUAAAGUCACCCUGGUGUUUGAGCACGUGGACCAGGACCUUAAGACCUACCUAGAGAAGGCCCCCGCCCCAGGACUGCCUCCCAGCCGCAUCCAAGACCUGAUGCGUCAGUUGCUGUGUGGCCUGGCAUUCCUCCACUCGAACCGCGUGGUGCACCGGGACCUGAAGCCAGAGAACAUCCUGGUCACCAGCCGUGGUCAGGUGAAGCUGGCCGACUUUGGACUGGCAAGGAUCUACAGCUACCACAUGGCCCUCACUCCUGUGGUGGUGACUCUGUGGUACAGGCCUCCUGAGGUCCUGCUCCAGUCCACCUACGCAACACCUGUGGACAUCUGGAGCACGGGCUGCAUCUUUGCUGAGAUGUUCCGACGCAAACCAUUGUUCUGUGGAGACUCUGAAGUGGACCAACUGGGAAAGAUAUUCAAUGUGAUUGGCCUGCCACCUGAGGAGGAGUGGCCUGCUGAUGUCACCCUCUCACGACACAACUUCAGUCCUAUUAGCCCCGGCCCAAUCACCGACUACGCACCAGAGAUCAAUAAACAGGGGACAGAGUUGCUGCUGAAAAUGCUAACUUUUGACCCUCUAAGAAGAAUCUCUGCCCUGAAUGCUCUAGAACAUCCUUACUUCCAGGAGAAUGAGGAGGAAGUGACAAAUGAUUGAAAUGCAGUUAAUGACAUGGAAGGACGGUACCAUGAGGAAUGGUAACCCUGACUCCAUUUGUGUAAUUGUCAUUCAGUGCAUUUCAGGCCAGGUUCCUGUUGUGGGUCCUUAAAAAAAAAAAAAAAAAAAAAAAAACUCUUACUACACAAGCUAGUCACACCCAGUGGACCACCUGGAGAAUGUAAGGUGAGAAGUGGGGUUUUAGGACCAUAUGGAUAUGAACCUGAAGAGGGAUUGACUCGUUCAUUCCCCAAGUGAAAUGUGCACCCAUACACAACACGGAAUAACUGUCAUUAAUAUUAAAGCUUAAUGUAUUUUUGUAAAUUCACACAUGAACACAGUAGCUAAGUGGCAUUUGUUGAACAGGUUUACAGGCCAAAUGUGUUUUUCUGUACCAAGCAUCCCAAUGUAUCAGUGUUGCAAAGACUAAUAAAGCUGCUCCAAUCAACUAA